AUGCCUCCUCAUCUCAACCCUGUUCAGCGCCCCAUGGGCCUCUUCCCCAACUUCAUUGCCCAAAGGUCCGAGACUCUCGUCAUCAAGGAGAAGGUCUUUUCCCUAUCGGGAGACAGCUUCGACAUCAAGCUCGCCAACGGGCAGCCCAUCUUCAAGAUCAAGGGCCGUCACCUCACCCUCUCUGGACGCAAGUCUAUGAGCGACGCCAACGGUAACGCUCUGUUCGACAUCGUCAAAGAGCUUCUCCACCUCCACACGACUUUUGCGGCCGAGGACCCCCAGGGCAAGAAGAUUCUCGAGGUCAAGAGCUCCUUCAAGUUGAUGGGAAGUAAGGCUACCAUCGAGUUUCAGUCUAGCGACGGCCGCACCGUCCGUCUGAUCAUGAAGGGCAACUGGUUCGACACGAGCGCCGACAUCGUCGACGAGGAGACCGGUGCCGUCGCCGCCCGCAUCGACCGCAAGCUCGUCAACGCCCGCGAGCUCUUUGGUGACGGCCAGACCUACGCUGUGACUAUUGCACCCGGCGUGGACAUGGCUCUCAUGGCCGCGGCGUGUGUUGCCCUUGACGAGAAGAACAACGAAAAAUGA
Geosmithia morbida is the source of this 588-nucleotide messenger RNA. Its product is annotated as Pfam:DUF567. NCBI's taxonomy places the organism in Eukaryota, Fungi, Ascomycota, Sordariomycetes, Hypocreales, Bionectriaceae. The coding region runs from base 1 to 588 and encodes 195 amino acids. The record is from RefSeq and is a predicted model, not a curated record. The transcript is spliced from 2 exons.